Molecule: messenger RNA, 402 nt
Organism: Trichogramma pretiosum
Lineage: Eukaryota; Metazoa; Arthropoda; Insecta; Hymenoptera; Trichogrammatidae
Gene: RpS21
Product: 40S ribosomal protein S21
Exons: 4
Coding region: 124-375 (83 amino acids)
Biological process (GO): endonucleolytic cleavage to generate mature 3'-end of SSU-rRNA from (SSU-rRNA, 5.8S rRNA, LSU-rRNA); endonucleolytic cleavage in ITS1 to separate SSU-rRNA from 5.8S rRNA and LSU-rRNA from tricistronic rRNA transcript (SSU-rRNA, 5.8S rRNA, LSU-rRNA); translation
Cellular component (GO): cytosolic small ribosomal subunit; ribosome
Molecular function (GO): structural constituent of ribosome
Source: RefSeq, a predicted model, not a curated record
ACCGCUAGUCGAACUCAAAGCGCUAUACCAAUCUACUCUAUACUAGUUAGCAGUGUUUCUCGCUCUCAUGAGAUCUUCCUUUCUAGUUUAUUACUCCACCAUAGAGAAACGCAGGUAUCCAUAAUGGAAAACGACGCCGGAGAAUUUGUAGACCUCUACUGCCCCAGAAAGUGCUCAGCCAGCAACCGCAUUAUCCACGCUAAGGAUCAUGCCUCUAUUCAAUUGGCUUUAGUCGAUCUUGAUCCAGUCACUGGCCGCAUGACUGAUACAAUUAAAAUGUAUGCUAUCAGUGGAUCUAUCAGACGCAUGGGUGAGUCUGAUGACUGCAUUGUCAGAUUGGCAAAGAAAGACGGCCUCUUGGAUAAGAGAUACUAAAUAAAAUGAUUCUUCUUUAAGUUGGAA